UGUCAGGACAGUGGCUAUCCUUGGAAGAGGGAAGUAACUGGAAAGAAGUAUGAAGAGGCUUCCAGGAUGCUGGUGAUGUUCUAUCUCUUGAUCUGGAUGCUCUAACAUGGAUGUUCGGUCUGUGAAAUUCUUUGAACUAUCCACUUAUGAUUUAUAUUAUACUUUCUUCUAUACAAAUAUUAUACUUCAGAAAAGAUUUUAGCAGUGUCAAUCACAGACUCCACAGCAGACCUAUGGAAUCAGAAUCUCUGGGAAUGGGAACUCAGGGCCUUGCAUUUUAAAAAUCUCUUUUCUGAGAGAGGGAUUCAAGACAGCCAAUUACUAGCAGCUCAGGAUUGUAGCUCCCAGUGAAAGUGCAGAGAAUGAGAGGACAUCACACUUUCAGAUGAAUUUUUCUUGCUCAUGGACCAAGAGAUUCCCAGCGGAGGAGCCCCACGGGUCACCAGCAUGACUCUUGUGGUCAGUGUGGCGGUUUUGCCAGUGCAGCAGUUCUUGGUGCAGAGUAAACAGGACUGGGUCCCCUUUUGGUCGACAUUGGGAGCUUUGGGAAGGCAGAGUCGCCUAUUCAGCUGAUUGAAAAAGGGACUCAAGAAGGAAGCCAGACCGGAGAUUCCCAAACAGAAAACCACACCACUGUUUUAGCCGGCGCGUGGGUUGGUCAGAUUUCGGCGCUGGGAAUCAACAAGUUGGACGUCCACUCAGAGACCUUAUUUGAAAGUUGUUAAUUACAAAGACGACAGGUGGACAAAUUUACAAUGAUGGGAAGAGACCAGCAUAAAAAGGCUGAAGGUACCCAAAAUCAGAAUGCCUCUCCCUCUACAGGGGAUCACAGUUCCUCAUCAACAAGGGAAGGAGGCCUGAUGGAGAACGAGUGCACUCCAUUAACAGAAUUAGGCUUCAGAAGGUGGAUAAUAAGAAACUUCUGUGAGUUAAAAGAGCAUGUUUUGGCCUAAUGUAAAGAAACUAAGAGCCUUGAAAAAAGGUUUGACGAAAUCCUAAUGAGAAUAGACAAUCUAGAGAGGAAUAUAAGUGAAUUAAUGGAACUGAAGAAUACAAUAUGAGAACUUCGUGAAGUAUGCACAGAUUUUAACAGUCGAAUUGAUCAAGCAGAAGAAAGGAUAUCAGAGGUCAAAGGCCAACUUAAUGAAACGAGAAGAGAAGAUUAAAGAAGAAAAAGUAAAAAGGAAUGAGCAAAGUCUCCAAGAAAUAUGGGACUAUGUGAAAAUACCUAAUUUACCUUUGAUAGGUGUACCUGAAUGUCAUGAAGAGAAUGAAUCCAAGCUGGAAAAUAUUCUUCAGGAUAGUAUUCAGGAAAACUUUCCUAACCUAGUAAGGCAGGACAAUACUCAAUUCCAGGUACUGCAGAGAACACCACAAAGAUAUUCCUCAAGUAGAGCAACCCCAAGACACAUAAUUGUUAGAUUCACCAGGGUUGAAAUAAUGGAGAAAAUUCUAAAGUCAGCUAGAGAGAAAGGUCAGGUUACCCAUAAAGGGAAGCCUAUCAGACUCACAGCAGAUCUCUCAGCUGAAACCCUACAAACUAAAAGAGAGUAGGGGUCAAUAUUCAGUAUCCUCAAAGAAAAGAAUUUUCAACCCAGAAUCUCAUAUCCAGCCAAAUUAAGCUUCAUAAAUGAAGAAAAAAUAAAAUUUUUUGCAAACAAGAAAGCACUCAGAGGUUUCAUCACCACCAGGCCUGCUUUACAAGGGCUUCUGAAAGAAGCACUAUACACAGAAAGGAACAACCAGUAUCAGUCAUUCCAAAAACUUAUCAAAAGGUAAAGAGUACCUUCAUAAUGAAGAAUCUAUAUCAACUAAUGAGCAAAAUAGCCAGCUAGCAUUAAACGAGAACAUUAAACUCACAAAUAUCAAUAUUAAUUCUAAACUUAAAUGGAUUAAAUGCCCCAAUCAAAGACACAGACAGGCAAAUUGAAUAAAAAGUCAAAACCCAUUGGUACACUGUAUCCAGAUCCAUCUCAUAAGCAAGGACACACAAAGACUCAAAACAAAGGGUUGGUGGAAGCCUUGCCAAUCAAAUGGAGAGCAAAAACAAACAAAUAAACAAAAAAAAAACCCAGGAGUUGUAACUUUCAUCUCUGACAAAAUAGACUUUAAUACAAGAAAGACUAAAAGAAACAAAGAAAGACAUUACAUAAUGGUAAAAGGAUCAAUGCAACAACAGGAGUCAAUGAUCAUAAAUAUAUAUGCACCCAAUAUAGGAACACCCAGAUACAUAAGACAAGUUCAUAAUGACUUAUAAAGAGACUUGGACUCCCGCAUAAUAAUAGUGGGAGACUGACACCACAUUGUUAAUAUUUGACAGAUCAACUAGAUAGAAAAUUAACAGGGACAUCUAUGAUUUGAACUCAGACCUGGAACAAGUAAACUCAGUGAAUAUUUAUAGAAUUCUUCACCCAAGGUCCACAGAACAUACAUUUUUCUCAGUAUCACAUUACACCUAUUUUUAAAGUGACCACAUAAAUGGAAGUAAACUACUCUUCAGCAUUUGCAUAGCAUAUCACAGACUUAAAUGAAAUAUUGGUUGGCUGUUUGUUUGUUAUUUUCUUCCCUUAUUCCUUCCUGUCUCUGCUGUUAAACACAAUUAUUGGCAUAAAGGAGGUUUUUAAUACCUAUUUUUAGAUUGCAUUCCAGCCUGGGCAAUAGAGCAAGACUCCUGUUCUCUCUCCCCCUUUCUCUUCCUCUUUCUUUUUUUCAAAAAAAAAAAUAAAUAAAAAAUAAAUAAAAAUCUCUUUUCUAAGUUUUUCUUAAGACUAUUGGAUUUUGAGACUGCUAAGGGAAGAGGAUUAGAUAAAUAUUCUUUCAGUGCCCUAGAUUUCUUCAAUUCUAACAAUAAAUAUUUCCUGGAAAAUAAAUUUUUGAUUUCCUUGAGUCAUUUACCUUCUUCCUGUUAGGAAAAUGCACAUAUUUUUUAGGUGCUAAGACAGAGGACUAAGAAAUCAAUGACAUAAAAAGGCAUAGUUUAAUUUUUUUCUUUGAAACUAUUAUCCUAAGGUAUCAUACAUACUAUAAUUUAUGAAUAUCCGAAAGAGUGAAAACAGUUUUAUUGAGGCCUUGUAAAAUAUGGCAGGUGCUAGGACCUCAUGGAACUCAGUAUCUUCAGUAGGAUGUGAAACAUCACAUCAUGGGGCGUGGUGCAAUAUGAGCAGGUAAAGAAAAGCCAGUUCUUCCACAUGUAAACGACUUGAACUCCAUUUCAUCUUUUUUCAUACCAUCUCCAAGAUUUCAGCAGUUUUCACACUUGCUUGUUAAACUGAAAGCAUGUUUCUUGCAAAGGCUCUAUUGGAAGGAGCAGAUCGAGGUCUUGGAGAAGCUCUUGGAGGCCUCUUUGGAGGAGGUGGGCAGAGAAGAGGAGGAGGAGGAGGAGGAGGAAAUAUUGGAGGGAUAGUUGGAGGAAUUGUGAAUUUUAUCAGUGAGGCUGCAGCAGCUCAGUAUACUCCAGAACCUCCUCCUCCUACUCAGCAGCAUUUCACCAAUGUGGAAGCCUCAGAAAGUGAGGAAGUUAGGCGAUUUCGGCAGCAAUUUGCACAGCUGGCUGGACCAGACAUGGAGGUGGGUGCCACUGACCUGAUGAAUAUUCUCAACAAAGUCCUUUCUAAGCACAGGGAUCUGAAGACCGAUGGUUUCAGUCUCGACACGUGCCGGAGCAUUGUGGCUGUCAUGGACAGUGACACGACUGGGAAGCUGGGCUUUGAAGAAUUUAAGUAUCUGUGGAACAACAUCAAGAAAUGGCAGUGUGUUUAUAAGCAGUAUGACAGGGACCAUUCUGGGUCGUUGGGAAAUUCUCAGCUGCGGGGAGCUCUGCAGGCAGCAGGCUUCAAGCUAAAUGAACAACUUUACCAAAUGAUUGUCCGCCGGUAUGCUAAUGAGAAUGGAGAUAUGGAUUUUAACAAUUUCAUCAGCUGUUUGGUCCGCCUGGAUGCCAUGUUUCGUGCCUUCAAGUCUCUGGAUAGAGAUACAGAUGGCUUGAUUCAAGUGUCUCUCAAAGAAUGGCUACAGUUAACUAUGUAUUCCUGAAGUGGGCACUGAGAAGUCAAGACCCUCCCUGGAGGACUGAAAGCCUUGCCAUGUUGUGCACAGUUGCUGAUACCCUGUGCAACAGCUGUCAUUUCCUGGCGAGCUCUUUCAUAACCCUACAUAUUUCUGAUCAUGUGCUGCCUUUACUGCUGAAUUAAAACAGAUAUUGCAUGAAAAA
Messenger RNA from Callithrix jacchus (white-tufted-ear marmoset), 4210 nucleotides. It is a transcript of the gene CAPNS2, whose product is annotated as calpain small subunit 2. Gene Ontology annotation, molecular function: calcium ion binding. Gene Ontology annotation, cellular component: calpain complex. Lineage: Eukaryota; Metazoa; Chordata; Mammalia; Primates; Cebidae. The record is from RefSeq and is a predicted model, not a curated record.